This is a messenger RNA of Candoia aspera, 7674 nucleotides long. It is a transcript of the gene MYO18A, whose product is annotated as myosin XVIIIA. Gene Ontology annotation, biological process: actomyosin structure organization. The record is from RefSeq and is a predicted model, not a curated record. Gene Ontology annotation, molecular function: cytoskeletal motor activity; ATP binding; actin filament binding. Gene Ontology annotation, cellular component: cytoplasm; myosin II complex; myosin filament. The transcript is spliced from 42 exons. Lineage: Eukaryota; Metazoa; Chordata; Lepidosauria; Squamata; Candoiidae. The coding region runs from base 90 to 7556 and encodes 2488 amino acids.
GGACGCUGGCUGGAUGAAGGCUCUGGAGCCCCUGCUUGCUGGCCUCUGCCUUCUCUGAGCCUGGACCUCUCCCCGGUCUGUUUUCCACCAUGUUUCACUUAAUAAAAAAGGACCGGGACGGGUCCAGGAGGGAGAAGAAGGAGAAGAAGGAACGAAUGUCAGCUGCUGAGCUGAAGAGCCUCGAGGAGAUGAGCGUGCGCCGGGGAUUUUUCAAUCUCAGCCGGGCUUCCAAGAGGGACACGAAGAACCGGCUGGAGAUCUCCAACCCCAUCCCUAUCAAGGUGGCCAGUGGCUCUGACCUCCACCUGACGGACAUCGACUCGGACAGCAACCGGGGGAGCGUGAUCUUGGACUCCGGGCACCUAAGCACGGCCAGCUCCAGCGAUGACCUCAAGGUGGACGACGCCAACUUCAAGGGCUCAGUGCUUCAGCGGGCGGCCAAGUUCGGCUCACUGGCCAAGCAGAACUCCCAGAUGAUCGUCAAGAGGUUCUCCUUCUCCCACAGGAGCCGCGACGAAAGUACCUCGGAGACCUCCACGCCCUCGGAGCACUCGGCGGCCCCUUCUCCGCAGGUGGAAACGCGCACACUGGAGAUGCAGCUCGCUAAGCAGGACAUGGCUCCGGGGCCUCCCUGUGCCCCUUUGGCCUCUGCCUCCCGCACCCAGUUGCCCGAACUGGUGAGCAAGAGGUUUCCUGCAGAGUUGAAACUGCCCACGGUGGUGCCUCCUCAGCCCCCUGGGCCCAGGCAGCUGGAGCUGCAGCGGCGCAACACAGGCGACUUUGGCUUCUCGCUGCGCCGCACCACCAUGCUGGACAGGGCCGCCGACGGGCAGGUGUACAGGCGGGUGGUGCAUUUUGCUGAACCGGGCGCCGGGACCAAAGAUCUGGCCUUGGGCUUGGUGCCAGGCGACCGGCUGGUGGAGAUCAAUGGGUGCAACGUGGAGAAUAAAUCCCGGGACGAGAUUGUGGAGAUGAUCCGGCAGUCGGGGGAGACGGUGCGCCUGAAAGUGCAGCCCAUUUUGGAGCUGAGCGAGCUGAGCCGCUGCUGGCUGAAGAGUGGGGAGCAGCUUCACGGAGUAGCCUUUGAGCCGGAGCCAGAGACUGCCGUGGCUGCACCCAGCCAGGUACGGUAUCCCGGCGCCCUGGACCUCCCUCCAUCUCCCGCCUGCCUCUGGGUUGAUGUGUGUGCUCGUGCAACUUGCUGGAAUGCCAAGACGGAGGAGCAGAUUGCCGCCGAAGAGGCCUGGUACGAGACGGAGAAGGCGUGGCUGGUUCACAAGGAUGGCUUCUCCUUGGCGAGCCAGCUGAAGACUGACGCUGCCGGCGUCUUACCAGAGGGGAAGGUCAAAGUGAAGCUGGACUACGACGGGGCCCUUCUGGAGGUGGAUGAAGACGACAUUGAAAAGGCUAAUCCUCCAUCCUGUGACCGUUUGGAGGACCUGGCCAACCUCGUCUACCUCAACGAGUCCAGUGCCCUGCACACCCUGCGCCAGCGCUAUGGCGGCAACCUCAUACACACCUACGCCGGCCCCAACCUGGUGGUCAUCAACCCUCUCAGCUCUCCCUCCAUGUACUCGGAGAAGGUGAUGCACAUGUUCAAGGGAUGCCGCAAGGAGGACACGUCCCCUCAUGUUUACGCUAUCGCCCAGGCGGCCUACCGGGCCAUGCUGAUGAGCCGCCAGGACCAGUCUGUUGUCCUCUUGGGGAGCAGCGGCAGUGGCAAAACCACCAACUGCCAGCACGUGGUGCAGUACUUGGCCACCAUCGCGGGCAGCUCCGGGAAGGUCUUCUCAGUGGAGAAAUGGCAGGCGCUGUACACCAUCCUGGAAGCCUUUGGCAACAGCAGCACAAGCUUGAACAGCAAUGCCACGCGCUUCUCACAGAUCACCUCCCUGGACUUCGACCAGGCUGGGCAGGUGGCAUCAGCUUCCGUCCAGACAAUGCUGCUAGAGAAACUCCGGGUUGCCAAGCGCCCCACCAACGAGGCUACGUUCAACGUGUUCUACUAUCUCCUGGCUUGUCCGGACAACGCCCUGCGGACGGAGCUGCAUUUCAACCACUUGGCUGAACACAACGUCUUUGGGAUCGUGCCUUUGGCAAAGCCGGAGGAGAAGCAGAAAGCAGCGCAGCGGUUCAGCAAGCUGCAGGCGGCCAUGAAGGUGAUGGGCAUUUCCAGCGACGAGCAGAAGGCCUUCUGGCUCGUCCUGGGGGCUGUUUGCCACCUGGGGGCGGCUGGAGCCACCAAAGCUGGGAGGAAGCAGUUUGCUCGUCACGAGUGGGCCCAGAAAGCCGCCUACCUGCUGGGGUGCACCCUGGAAGAGCUGUCCUCGGCCAUCUUCAAGCAGCAGCCCAAAGGCACCCUGCAGAGGUCCACCUCCUUCCGCCAGGGACCAGAGGACGCGGCGCUGGCGGACGGCUCAGGCCUGAAGACCUCUGCUUUGGAGUGUUUGGAAGCCCUGGCCUCCAGCUUGUACUCGGAAGCGUUCACCCUGCUGAUCUCACUCCUCAACAGGGCUCUCAAGUCCAGCCAGCGCUCCUUGUGUUCCAUGAUGAUCGUGGAUACGCCUGGCCUCCAGAACCCUGAGAUGGCCGGCCAGAGCCGCGGGGCCACCUUCGAGGAGCUGUGCCACAACUACGCCCAGGAGCGGCUGCAGGCGCUCUUUCACGAGCGAACCUUCGUGCAGGAGCUGGAGCGAUACAAGGAGGAAAACAUAGGCCUUUCCUUAGAUGCCUUAGAGCCCAGUACCUCGGGCUCCGUAGCCACAGUAGACCAAGCGUCCCACCAGGCACUGGUUCGCACGCUUGCCCGGACCGAAGAAGCCCGUGGCCUGCUGUGGCUCUUGGAAGAGGAGUCCCUUCAGCCAGGAGGCAGCGAGGAGGGCCUUCUGGAGCGUCUCUUCACCUACUGCGGCCCCCGGGAUGGAGACAAAAAGGGUGCCAACCCACUCCUCCGGAGCAGUAAGCCUCGGCACUUCUUCCUGGGCCACAGUUAUGGCACCAACUGGGUGGAGUACGAUACCAGCGGCUGGCUGAGCUACGUCCGGCAAAACCCCGCCUCUCAGAAUGCCUUGGUUCUCCUCCAGGAGUCCCAGAAGAAGAUCAUCAGCAGCCUCUUUGCGGGCCGAGCCGGGGCCACCACAGUGCUGUCCGGGUCCAUCGCUGGCCUGGAGGGGGGCUCCCAGUUAGCCCUGCGCAGAGCCACCAGCAUGCGCAAGACGUUCGCCACUGGGGUCGCUGCCGUGAAGAAGAGGUCCAUGUGCAUCCAGAUCAAGCUGCAGGUGGAUGCCCUGAUCGACACCCUCAAGAAGUCUGGGCUCCACUUUGUGCACUGCUUCUUGCCCAAGGCGAACGGCUGGAGAGGGGACUCCAAGGGGCCGUACGCCCAGCGGGUGAGCAGCAGUGAGCUGGACCUCCACGGGGAGCACUGCGAAGCCGGUCUGAUGCAGCUGGAGGUGCCCCUGCUGAGGGCCCAGAUUCGGGGCUCCCGCCUCCUCGAUGCCCUUCGGAUGUACCGUCAAGGUUACCCUGACCACAUGGCCUUUGCCGAGUUCCGCCGGCGCUUCGAUGUCCUGGCCCCCCACCUGACCAAGAAGCAUGGGCGCCAUUAUAUCGUCACAGAUGAGAAGCGGGCGGUAGAAGAGCUGCUGCAGUCGCUGGAGUUGGAGAAGAGCUGCCAUCACAUGGGCCUGAGCCGGGUGUUUUUUCGGGCAGGGACGUUGGCUAAGCUGGAGGAGCAGCGGGAUAAGCAGAUGAGCCGGAGCAUCACACUGUUCCAGGCUGCCUGCCGUGGGUUCCUUGCACGCCAGCAGUUCAAGAAGAGAAAGAUUCAGGACCUUGCUAUCCACUGCGUGCAAAAGAACAUCAAGAAGAACAAGGGGGUGAAGGACUGGCCCUGGUGGAAACUCUUCACCACCGUUCGCCCUCUCAUCGAAGUCCAGCUUACAGAGGACCAGAUCCGGGCCAAAGACGAGGAGGUCCAGCAGCUGAAGAGCCGUCUCGAGAAGGUGGAGAAGGAGCGGAAUGAACUGCGACUGACCAGCGACCGCUUGGAGAGCAAGGUCACGGAGCUGACGUCGGAGCUGACGGACGAGAGGAACACGGGAGAAUCGGCUUCCCAGCUUCUGGACGCGGAGACAGCGGAGCGCCUGCGGGCCGAGAAGGAGAUGAAGGAUCUCCAGGCCAAAUACGAUGCGCUCAAGAAGCAGAUGGACUCUAUGGAGAUGGAAGUGAUGGAGGCCCGUCUGAUCCGCGCUGCGGAGCUCAACGGCGAGGUGGACGAUGACGACACAGGCGGGGAGUGGCGCCUGAAAUACGAGCGGGCAGCCCGGGAGAUCGAUUUCACCAAAAAGCGUUUGCAGCAGGAGUACGAGGACAAGCUGGAGGUGGAGCAGCAGAGCAAGCGGCAGCUGGAGAGGCGGCUGACCGACCUACAGGCAGACAGCGAGGAGGGCCAGCGGGCCCUGCAGACCCUGAAGAAGAAGUGCCAGCGCUUGACGGCGGAGCUACAGGACACCAAGCUGCACCUGGAAGGGCAGCAGGGCCGUAAUCAUGAGCUGGAGAAGAAGCAGCGCCGGUUUGACAGCGAGCUUUCCCAAGCGCACGAGGAGGCCCAGCGUGAGAAGUCGGGCCGGGAAAAGCUGGGGCGAGAGAAGGACAUGCUCAUUGCCGAGGUGUUCAGCCUCAAGCAGCAGCUCGAGGAGAGGGACGGCCAGAUCGCGGCCUCCGCGCAGAAGGUGCAGGCCCUGGAAGCAGAGCUGCAGGACCUGUCUUGCCAGGAGUCCAAAGACGAGGCCUCUCUCGCCAAGGUCCGGAAGCAGCUUCGGGACCUGGAAGCCAGGGCCAAAGACCAGGAGGAGGAGCUGGAUGAACAGGCGGGCACCAUCCAGAUGCUGGAGCAGGCCAAACUGCGGCUGGAGAUGGAGAUGGAGAGGCUGCGGCAGACGCACACCAAGGAGGUGGAGAGCCGCGACGAGGAGGUGGAGGAGAUCCGGCAGUCCUGCCAGAAGAAGUUGAAGCAGCUGGAGAUGCAGCUGGAGGAGGCCUAUGAGGAGAAGCAGAAAGUGUUGCGAGAGAAGAGGGAACUGGAGAGCAAGCUGGCUGCCGUCAGCGAUCAGGUGAACCAGCGGGACUUCGAGACGGAGAAGCGGCUGCGGAAGGACCUCAAGCGCACCAAGGCCCUCUUGGCCGAUGCCCAGGUCAUGCUGGACCACCUGAAGAACAGCGCGCCCAGCAAGCGGGAGAUCGCGCAGCUGAAGAACCAGCUGGAGGAGUCGGAGUUCACCUGCUCAGCGGCCGUCAAAGCUCGGAAAUCCAUGGAGGUGGAGAUUGAGGACCUGCACCUGCAGAUCGAGGACCUCUCCAAGGCCAAGGGAGCGCUGGAAGAACAGCUGAGCCGCUUGCAGAGGGAGAAGAACGAGGUGCAGAGCCGCCUGGAGGAGGAUCAGGAGGACAUGAACGAGCUCAUGAAGAAGCACAAGGCAGCAGUUGCUCAGGCCUCGCGGGACCUGGGUCAGAUCAACGACCUCCAGUCGCAGCUGGAGGACACCAACAAGGAGAAACAGGAGCUGCAGGAGAAGCUGCAAGGCCUCCAGAGCCAGCUGGAAUUCCUCGAGCAAUCCAUGGUGGACAAAUCCUUGGUGAGCAGACAGGAGGCCAAGAUACGUGAGCUGGAGACGAGGCUGGAGUUUGAGAGGACCCAAGCGAAGCGCCUCGAGAGCUUGGCGACUCGGUUGAAGGAGAACAUGGAGAAGCUGGCGGAGGAGCGCGACCAGCGCGCAGCCGCCGAGAACCGGGAGAAGGAGCAGAACAAGCGUCUUCAGCGCCAGCUCCGGGACGGCAAAGAGGAGAUGGCUGAGCUGGCCAAAAAGGAGGCUGAAGCAAGCCGGAAAAAGCACGAACUGGAGAUGGACCUGGAGAGUUUAGAAGCUGCUAACCAGAGCUUGCAGUCAGAUCUGAAGCUGGCCUUCAAGCGGAUCGGGGACCUGCAGGCUGCCAUUGAAGACGAGAUGGACAGUGACGACAACGAGGACCUCAUCAACAGUUUGCAGGACGUGGUGUCAAAGUACCAGAAGCGCAAGAAUAAGCUUGAGGGAGACUCGGACGCCGAUUCGGAGCUCGAGGACCGCGUGGAUGGAGUGAAGUCGUGGCUGUCCAAGAACAAAGGCUCUUCCAAGUCGGUCUCCGAGGACGGCAGUUUGAAGAGCAGCAGGCCCAGCCUGGACCCAGCUGGCAAGGAGGUUAAGGAAGGCGAGGAGAGGCCGGCCUCCGUCAUGAGCUCCCUCAGCUACCGGAAGCGCGCCAACCUCAAGGACUCCAUUGGAGGGAAAGGGGAUGAGGAGAGCCUGUUCUCUGCUUUGAGCGAGCGCCCAGCCUCUCCGGACCGCUCCUUCCGCAAGGCCACGCGGAGCUCGGUGGCCGGUGGCCUGGACGAGGGUGGCUCCCUGGCCUCCUGGAAGAAGCCCCCCGGAGGAGGUGUGGAGGAGCUCGGCGAGAGGGGCUUGGUCCUCUCCCAGGCCCUCUCCGAGGCCAGCAGCCGCCUCCCCAAGGGGCUGGAGAAGCGCUGGUCCACCUCGGCCGCCGAAUUUGAUCGGGCGUCGGUUCUCUCUGCCCCGAUCAGCCAGAGCGGGGCCUCCUGGGGCGGCCUGGAGGCCCAGGAAGACGACACACGGUCGUCUCUCAGUUUCGCGCUCUCGAGCCCCGGAAGCUUGCGGCGGAGCACUUCCCGCUUGGACGACCUCAGCCCGUCCUACGGCCGCCCGGGCUCCCGCCUCUCCUUGAGCCGCUCCCAGCUGGACGACGCGGCCAGCGUGGCCCCCAGCGACUCCCGCUCCCUCUGCAGCCAACACUCCCUCCCCCGCAGCCUCUCGGUGCCCCCUCGGCCCCGGACAUCCGCCUUGGAGGAGCGGCGGGUGGCCGAACCCGACGUCCGGCCCGUCAGCCACCGGAGUUACCUGGACCCGGAUCUGGAGGCGGCGAUCAACGAGGUGUUGAACUACAAGCCCGUCAAAUUCAGGCGCUCCAGCCGGGACCUUGACUCGGAGGAAGAGGACCGCAGGAGUGUCCAGAGCGCCCGGAGCACCACUCUGCUGGAGGCCGCCGAGCACCCGGCCAGCAGCCUACGCCGGUCCGCCUCGGCCUUGGAUUUCUACCGGCCUCAUCGGAAGACGAAGGGCAGGAGCAGCCGGAAGAGGAGCAGCAGUUCCUCCAGUGACUCCUCCUCCUCCUCGUCUUCGUCCUCCUCCUCUUCCGAGCGGCAGAGGAAGAGCUCCAGAAAGCACGCCAAGAAGUCCAAGAAGAGGUCCAAGAAGAAGCGUCAGCAGCGGUCCCGGCCGGGCUCUUCUUCGGAGUCGUCUUCCAGCUCCACCGUCUCUUACCGGAGCAACUCCAGCAUCAAGAAGGGCCCGAAGCGGUCAGACGGGGAGAGCGGCAGCAUCCCUGGGGAGGGGGGCCACGAGGCCGGGACGUCCAGCAAGCAGCUGAAGAAGGAGGAGAAGCGGCACAAGAAGCGAGUGGACAGCCUGAUGAUGAAGUACUUGUAUCGGCCGGAGAGCGACUAAGCCCCCCCGGCCACUGGAAACUGUUUGCCUGUGACCGAUCGGAUGAGGAGGAGCGAGACGCCUUUGACAGCAGCCACAGGUCCCAGUUCUGCCGGAGUUACCUCAGCGACAGCGACUC